Messenger RNA from Siniperca chuatsi (mandarin fish), 2541 nucleotides. Its product is annotated as phospholysine phosphohistidine inorganic pyrophosphate phosphatase. Gene Ontology annotation, biological process: dephosphorylation. Gene Ontology annotation, molecular function: inorganic diphosphate phosphatase activity; phosphatase activity. Lineage: Eukaryota; Metazoa; Chordata; Actinopteri; Centrarchiformes; Sinipercidae. The transcript has 7 exons. Gene Ontology annotation, cellular component: cytosol. The record is from RefSeq and is a predicted model, not a curated record. The coding region runs from base 171 to 1037 and encodes 288 amino acids.
GUCAGCCACACUUUAUUGAUCUAUCAUUUGGAAAUAAUUUCAUAACUAGAGUAUGUGUGGUAUUUAAAUACAACUGAAGAAUUGCAGUUACUCACUCUGGCUGUAAGCAUCACAACUACAUGUAAAUGACUAAAUUAGUACGUAAGAUAUUAACUCAAUGACAUGAGUGCAUGACAGGAUGCCUGGCAUUACGCGCAUGCGCUUUGAGGCUUUCAUUCGUCAUGGCUGACACGGGCUGGCCAGACUGUACGAAGAGUUUGAAAGGUGUCAUAUUGGAUAUGUGUGGCGUUUUAUAUGACAGCGGGGAAGGCGACGGGGUUGCCAUUCCUGGUUCGGUUGAAGCUGUGAAAAAGCUCAAGGCAUCAGACCUGCAGCUGCGCUUCUGCACCAAUGAGACCCAGGCCACCAGAGAGGCAUUUGUAGCCAAGCUCCAAAGACUGGGCUUUGACAUCUCUGUGCCUGAGAUUUUCUCUCCUGCUCCUGCAGCCAUGGUUGUCCUUAAAGAGAGGGGUUUACGACCUCACCUGCUGGUGUAUGAUGGACUUGUCCCCGAGUUUGACAGUGUUGACAAGACCAACCCAAACUGCGUAGUGAUUGGAGACGCAGCUGAACAUUUUUCCUACCAGAACCUGAAUGAGGCAUUCAGGGUCCUUAUAGGCCUGGAGAAGCCAGUGCUGCUCUCUCUGGGCCAAGGGCGGUACUACAAGGAAACAGAUGGUUUGAAACUAGAUGUCGGGGUUUACAUGAAGGCUCUGGAGUAUGCCUGUGAUUUAAAGGCAGAAGUCAUUGGAAAGCCAUCCCCAACAUUCUUCCAGAGUGUUCUCAAUGACAUGGGGCUUCAACCACAUGAGGCACUGAUGAUCGGGGACGAUCUGGUGAACGAUGUAGGUGGGGCCCAACACUGUGGAAUGAAAGGCAUACAAGUCAGGACUGGCAAAUACAGGCCCAGUGACGAGAGGCACUCAACAGUGACUGCUGACGGCACUGUGGACAACCUGGCCCAGGCUGUGGACAUCAUCCUCAAUCAGCGGCAAUGAGUACAAGGCAGUGGGCACUGGAAACUCUUCACUUACUAUGACCCAGGGUGAUACAGGCUGGUAGCCAAUAGUAUUUUCAUAUAGCUCUAAAUGAUGUUUCCAGUGGGAAGGAUGUACUGCAUUGAGCUAAUUCAAGUAACAUGUCAAAGCAGUACAAAACUAAAAUACCCUCCAAAUGCUGUAUAUCCUGUAACUGUCAAAUAUGGGAAACACCCACCCAUCUGGUGCUCCACAUAGUGUAAAACAAACUGGAAUGAAAUUUGCAGCACUAUUACCUAGGUCUGCAAGAGAUAGUCUUAAACACUUUAGAGCUGCACUGUGCAUUUGUCAGUACAUGAUUGGCAUAGAUAAGAUACCUCAAGUUGACAUGAAUGUGCCUGUAACCAGCUGCUGACUGACAGUUAGAAGGGAAAAGUAGUCCUGUGUGUUCAGGCUCCCUGCUAAUGUUAUACAGUCAAAUUCUUUGAGAUACUGUACACGAAUACAGCUUGUAGUCAAACUGGAAAUGCACAGUUGGAAUGUAGCUGUAGUGCAUUUUAACAUACAUUAAUUGAUGUCUGUUGUUAUGUGGGUAAUAUUAUUGUCGCUCACUCCCUUUACACAAAACAUGAACAACCUUGUUAAAACAGCGGGGAGAAGGCAUUUUCUCUAAGCCACUGUCGCAGACCUUUUUGGGUUUGUUUUUUUUUUUUUAAAAAGGGCUCAAGGUCUCAAAGCACUGGGGAAAAUGUAGCCUCGGCUCGGAGCGGCUUUUGUUUUACAAAAACAAAUCGCUGGAAAUGGGAAGUGAGUUGGUCUCAGAGAUGAUAAAUGCAGAACCCAGCCGAGUGUGAUGAAUUACACUGGUGCUUGAGCUCAUGUUUCCCCCCUCUGUAAACAAAGAUGAAAUGAACUCUCCAUCAUCGGAGUGAAGAAUCACAAAUCUACAACUGCUUAUCUUUAUUUACUUGACUGUAAGCCGCCUCUGCUGGGGAUUGCCCCGUUAUUGUUGCAUUAACUGCCACUCAUUAGACGUAGUGUAUUCCCUUCAGUAUCUUCAGUGAGGUUAAAUAAAAUGAUGAGGGGGGAAAAAAUUGGCUAUUGGGCUUCAGUGUGCCAGCUGGAUCAUUGAGCCCUCUGGAAGUGGGGCGUAAAACAAACGAUCCUCCAUCGCUGCCCCCAAGGUUUCAGUGCACCAAAUAGAUUCAACGAGAACAAAAGCCCAUUGCCAAGUGAUUCAUUGAGGUCUUUCUGGUUCACUUCACCAUUAGCUGACACAAGCUUGAAUGUUAUUGGGCAAUUAAAGGUAAUGAAAUGCUACGAAGUAUUAUGAAACUGUCUGAGCUGGAUGUACCACUCCUUUUUCUGAUUGGGAAAUAAAUAUUACUGUACAUGACAAAGUACUAGCAGCUGGUACCCAGUUUUCCAACAGCUUACACAUUGUUUGACUUAGUGUUUUGUCCAUUAUGUUGCUGCCUGUUGGCCUUGUAUGGAGCUAUUAAACAUGUAUUUGACUACUCUCGAA